Molecule: messenger RNA, 1424 nt
Organism: Moneuplotes crassus
Lineage: Eukaryota; Ciliophora; Spirotrichea; Euplotida; Euplotidae
Source: the annotation of a GenBank genome assembly
AAUUUAAACUAAACAAACGGUAUACCAUGAACACCCUGGCCACCUCCCAAACCUACAAGAAGAUCGACACUCUCAAAACCAAGCCCCACUCCAAAAUUUCCCUGUACGAGGACACUGAGCAGUCCAGAAAGAUCAUAAUAAAGCAAAUCCGGAAUUUCUCCCCUGGCAAUCGCCAAGAACGCAAGAAAAUGGCCGAGGAAGCAACCAUCCUGGCUAAGUUUGACCACCCUAAUAUUAUUGAGUGCUAUCAUGCAGGGUUUAUUUCGAAAUUUGCGGAUUCUUUAAGGAAAGAAGUCCAUGAGUACUUUAAAAUUGAGAUGGAAUAUGCCCCUCUUGGGUCUUUAAAGGAUGAAAUUAGGAGAAGAAAUUAUCAAGCAGAGCCAAGGUAUUUUACUGAGAAGGAAAUUAUGAACUAUUUUGUGCAGAUUGCCAAAGCUGUUAGAGAGAUUCAUAAUAGCAAUAUAAUUCAUAGGGAUCUCAAACCAGAUAAUAUUUUUAUGUUUGAUAACGGAAUUGUUAAAGUUGGCGAUUUUGGUGAAUCUGCAGAAUUGGAGACUUCAGACCAGACUCGGAAUACUCUCUGAGGAACUCCAUGCUAUAUGGCUCCUGAAGUAUUUCUAAGAGAGCAUAGCUUUGAGUCUGACAUUUGGUCUCUAGGAGUUAUUCUGUAUGAACUAUGAACUUUAAAAGUUCCUUUCAAUUCUGCAUCUUGACUGGAAGUAGAGAGAAAAGUAAUUCAUGAAAAUGAUCUUGCUCCAGUUACUCCAAUGUAUUCUGAAAAUCUUCAGCAUCUAUUACUGAAUUUACUCGAAAAGAUUCCAAGCCAAAGACCCACAAUAGAUGAGAUCUUUCAGUUUAGUUUGGUAGAAGAUGCCGAACAGGAAUAUUACUGAAACAUAGUUCAUGAAGAAAUAGAUUUUUCUUCAAGUCUUAGACCUUCUCAAGAGUCUAAUGCCAUUUCUCAACCCUUUUCUAGCAAUCCUGUUUGUAUGUGAGAAGAUUAUCCGAGAGAUGGAGAGAGAGUAUUUAACCUUGGUGAAACUGUGAGAUACCUUCCAAUGGAUACGAUAGAUCCUCAUCAUAACCCUGCUAAAGCUAUUAUUCGCAGGAGGACUAUGAUGCCAAGUGUUGAAGAAACUAGUAGUACUCAAAUGAGCUCAAAUACAACACAGUCAGAUCAAGAAUCGUCAAAAGAACUUAAUUACUUACACUUUAAACUUGAUUUAAAACUUGAAAUGAGUAAAGAUCUAAAAGAAUUAAACCUCCCUGAGUUAGUUGGCAACCUCCUUAAAAAUCAAUCUUGCAAGACCCCUGAGGAAGAAUGUGAAGCCAGACUAAUAAAUUAGCCCUAAAUGAGCGUCAUAAGUUUGUACGAAUUGCAUUUAGCUUUCAUGAUCUUCAACAUGCUAAAAUGUAAUUCAUUA